AUGUCAACCAGUUCCCAUGCAAUCACUGAUGUUACCCAAGUUGUUGUUUGGUCCGGCGUGAUGACUCACAGAACUUUUGCCCAGUGCAUGCGGGACGCCGGCUUUGUUAAUGGCCUUAGUGAUUUUCGGCGCCAUUUUAUUUUCCCUGCAUCAUAUGCUGAACACGAAAUUGAAAGCCUUCUGGAUAAGAACCAUUUGACAACCUUGGAGGAUAACUAUAAAUUCAUAACUGAAGAGGAAUUAUCUCAGAGAAUUGAAAGUUUAAAAUCAGAUAAAUCUGCCAUAGGUAACGCGUCACCUUUACCCAUACUAUCCUUAUUUGCAGAAGGGAUUAAUGAAAACGACAUAUGUAAAAUGCGCGCAUUUGCUCGCGACGUCGAUAACUUCUUUAAAGAGCAUUUACGCGACCUCUCAAGGUUGGAUCAAUCCGAAGAGUUCACUCAGCAACGUAUCAGGCAGCAGAUUGAAGAUAAUGAUAUCUCAAUCCAUGAUUUUUGGCGGGAAUUGGUUAUUCUCGCAAAGGUCAUGGUUACGAGGGACACUACUGUUUCUCAAAAACUCUAUUCCGUUGACAUCAAGACUCUGGAGAACGCCUACCGAACUUGGGUAACAGAAGGAGAGACUAUGCAAAUGUUAGAUGGAUUAUCGCUCCGAGCGCUCGAUCCUGACUUUUUAUCAAAGGUCCUAUCAUCAAUAAUGACGGAUCCAAACCGUCAACUACUUGCCAUAUCUGUUAUCGGUUUAGAGAGCUCAGGAAAGUCUACCUUGUUGAAUUACCUCUUCAAAUGCGGAUUUUCGACUUCGGCUGGACGAUGUACAAAGGGAAUGUAUAUGUCAUAUCGCCAUUCUGUGUUUAACGGACAGCCAAUUGACCUCAUUAUACUGGAUUCAGAAAAGAGGGCAUGGGGUCUACAGCUCAGAAAUACAUCACCAGACGCACAAGGCUUAACGCGUGAUAUCGCCAAUAUCCUUGAGGUCUCCUCUUAUCAUUUGGACGCAUUAAAAGCAAGCAAAUUAAAACCGAGAUUGCAUUUUGUACUGCGUGAUAUGAUGGAUAAAGCUGAUGCCCAAAAACCAGCUUUUUUAGACAUUCGGACGAGUCUCGAAGAAAUGUUUCGCCAAAUUCCUGGCUGCACAGAAGAUUUAGACAACAUUAUGACGAUAGAACAAAAGGAUGUACACCUACUGGUGAACGCUUUCUCAUCUUAUAAUGAUGAUUUUCGACCGCGGGCAGAGAUUAUCUCAGAAUCUGAAAACAUACAUGUACCCGCGGCAAGUCUAUCAGUUACAUGUGAAAUUUUAGCUGCUGAAAAUGAAACUUUUCCUAUCAAAGUAUCAAACUUACGCCAAGCCCUUCUUGCGUCAGCGCUUGAUUCAACUUACGAUCCAGAUACUAAAAUGUUUGAUAACGUCAAUGGCUUUAUUGUACAAAUGAAAACAACAUGGGGGAUGAUUGAUGCCAGGGGCAGUUUCCUCCACUUCAAUGACUUUAAAGAAAUUCAAAGGUGGAAUGUGAUGCAUGCAAUUGUUAAAAAUAUUCAAAAAAAUUUAACACCAUUCCGGAACGAAGUAAACAAAAGCAUCAAGAGUUACAUUGAGAAGCUCGAAGCGAAUUAUAAUCAAUCAGAUCAAAUCCACAACAAGUUUUUGAAGAAUCUAUCCGGGAUUGAAAAAUUGCACCGCGAUGAAGCGCUGCUCGAAUUUAACCAGCAAGCCGCUAAUCAAUUUGAUGCUAGAAUUAAAGAAGAGGGACGAAAUUUGAUCCGCAACAUGUUCGCCACCGACAAACUUAGUCUCGAAGCAAUAUGGUGUGAAGAGGAACGGGAAUACCAAGAAAAGGCACUUAUAGAUAAUGCUGUGGAAGACUUUGGUCAACAAAUCAAAUUCAACUCAACUCAAGUUUUGGAAGAGUUGAAACGUGACCAAAAUAAACGUGACCAACUAUUCAAUGAUACGUGGAAGAAUGUGGAACAAUCUCACGAAAAUUUCAUGAAAAGCAUUGGAAACACUAACCAACUUGAACAACUAGUAAAUUCAUUUAAUGAAGCAAUCAAAGGAGGCCAGAGCACGGUCAAUUCUCAAAAUCCAGGUUUUGAACAGAAGUUUAACAGAAAAUUCUGGAUGUCACUUGAGAUGCCCGCUACAUUGGCCACAGAGGGUAUCAUAGUGAACUACGAUAUUGUAGCCAGUUUAAUUAUUGUAAAACCUCACGGUAUUAAAAGAACAAUCAAAAACGCUCUUAAUAAUUUGGCAGAUGUUGACUCGGUCCGAUCCGAUGCUACUCGGAAGGUUCUUGAAGAGAUCAAAAAAAUCACACAUAAAGUUUGCACCGAAAUCAAAAUAGAUAAAUCUAUACGAAUUGAAUAUGGCAAAACGCAUAGUUGGCUUCAGAGGUUGUGCGAUGGGCUUUUCAAUGUUGUUGGAAAUUUGAGCCAUUCUCAGACCGAAUUUUUGCCACAGAUUAAUGAUUUUAAUCCAAUUGAGAAAUACUUUCGGCUAGAGGUAUGCAACAUUCUAAGGCAAAACAUGGAAGAAUGGCAUUCUGUACAAAAGAAAAAACUCGAAGAUCAAAAAGAAGUUCUCCAAACAAGUUUCACUAACCUCUUGUUAGAUCAUUCUGCUAAAAAUCUGUCUUUGGAAUUAACUAAGCACAUCCUCAAGACGGUGACCGAAAGUCUUUUAACCCACGAAUCAACAAUUAGAGGUGACGUUUACAAUUAUUUACAAGAAAGCUGGGUGAACGAGUACGGCACGACCCAUUGGGCGCAUACACAAAGUUUCGGUAAAAAGGAUCAUAACGCCGUUCGCGAAUAUCUCACCAACCUCGAAAUAUUUACUCGGAGAGUCUUUCAAGAAGAGUGCAAGACUAAAAUUACUACAUUAGUGGAUGGCAAGUUUAGAGAAAUUAAGCAAACAAUCAACGAAAUCGAAACGCGCCUCACUUCGGAAAUUGCUAGCGUAUGGAGUCUCGGUCAAAAGUCUAAUAUUAAAGUUAUGUUUGAAAAAUCUCGGGGAAAUACCGCGUACAAUUAUGUCAAAGGGUUCUCGUCCGUUUUUGGAGAAUAUAAUGUCGAAGAUCCCAAGAAAUUUUGCGAAAUUUUCAAAGAGGAAUUGAAGAAAAAUUUUGACAAGCUUCGUAACCAAUGGGAAACUGAGGCGUAUCUUGAAAUAUCGAAGAAGCGUCUUCGGGAGCAUGCUGAUCAAAUAAUCGAAGCGAAAUGGGACACCUUGGAAGGUUGCACUGCGCGUUGUCCUACUUGUAAUUCAAAAUGUGAAGAUAUUAAAGGCACCAGACAUACUCAUCAUACCUCUGCACAUGUGAUCACGGCCUUUGGAGGAUAUAGGUAUAUGCAUAGCAGAGAAACAGGCUUGGUUGUUUGUUCUGAAAAAGCAGCACACGAGUUGCGUUGGAAAAGUAACAAUACUGACCAAUUUGUUGAGUUAAACACGUUGAUGGACAUCAACCAACCACCUUGGUUAAAAAUAGAGCCUAAAGAUGUUGCGGAUAGCGAGAUAAGAAAUAUGCGUGGUGUGUGGUGGCAUCUUAGAGAGGAAUGGUGUAAAAAAUAUGGUAUGAAGGACAUAACGCCAGCAGAUUGGUUUCUAGCAUCAUCGCCAUCGAAGGAAGAAUCGUCAUCAUCAGAGGAAACGUCACCGGAAGAUUUAGAAGAUGCAAUGGUUGAGGUUGUUUUUGGACCGUCUAAAAGAAGGAAAACAUCGUCAUCUAUGUCACCAUCAUCCAUUCAUUUACCAACAGCAUUAGCAAUUAUUGAAUCAAACUUUCGACGUAUGAUUAACUCAUCAUCUUUAUCACAAUCAGCAUUACUAGAAACUGAAUUAGAAUUCAACUGUUGGCUUGCUGCCUGUAAACAUCAACAAGAAUUGCCAGUCAUGAAUGUACGCACGCCUGGAUCCAGAGCAAUCACUCCUGAUCCUUCCUAUUAA
Ambispora gerdemannii is the source of this 3945-nucleotide messenger RNA. NCBI's taxonomy places the organism in Eukaryota, Fungi, Glomeromycota, Glomeromycetes, Archaeosporales, Ambisporaceae. The record is from the annotation of a GenBank genome assembly.